Molecule: messenger RNA, 1075 nt
Organism: Aspergillus candidus
Lineage: Eukaryota; Fungi; Ascomycota; Eurotiomycetes; Eurotiales; Aspergillaceae
Product: flavin reductase family protein
Exons: 2
Coding region: 68-1075 (335 amino acids)
Molecular function (GO): FMN binding
Source: RefSeq, a predicted model, not a curated record
GCGCGUUUUGCGUAGACGGGUGUUGGGAAUUUCGAAUAAACAGCUACAUCUCACUUGCUCCUACACAAUGUUUCAUGCGAAAACGAUCGGGCGUGUCUCAUUCAGGCAGUCUUACAAUGUCAUUUUGGGGUAUCAAAUUCAAAAUCAAUCAUUGAAAACUUUCCGAAUGAGCUCUUCUGCGCCUGCUGCCACCGCUACCGACAAAGAUUAUGUCGCAGCCCAGAAAAGUUACAAGAUCGUCCAAGAUGUCGGUGGCUUUGCAGAGAAUGAAGCCGAACGCCCGGAUUUCGACCAAGCGGAGCCUAUUCAAGUGACCAAGUCGCCUUUCCCCAGCUGGAAAUAUGGGGAGGGUGUGCCCGAUAAUGGGGCGAGUCUCGUUCAAAAACAUCAUGAAAUCGACCCAUACGCGCCAGAUCGGCCAAUGAUCAACAACUAUCGCCUGCUGGUCUCGGGCAUCGCGCCUCGACCGAUCGGCUUCCUAAGCACUGUCAAUCCCGAAGGACAGAAGAAUCUCUCCCCCUUUAGCUAUUUCCAAGUCAUCGAUCAUGACCCACCAAUGUUCAUUGUGGGGUUCUCAUCGCGUCCCGGACGUGUCAAGGAUACAUUUCACAACUUGAAAGAGACUGGAGAAUGUGUUAUUAACACUGUCUCUGAGAAUAUGAUUGAGGCUGUCAAUGCCAGUUCUAUUGAUGCCCCAUAUGGAGUAUCGGAGUGGGAGGUCUCGGGUCUCCACGAAGCGCCGUCAACAACAGUGAAGCCUUCGCGCGUUGAGGAGUCUGUCUUCAACAUCGAGGGCAAGGUGAUCGAUAUUAAAGAAUUCACCGAUCAUCAACAGCCUGGAAUGAGCAUUGCUGCUACUGUUCUCAUUAAGGCCACUCGUUUCUGGGUCAAGGAGGGCACCGCUAAUGCGGAUUACAGCCACAUCGACCUGGAAAAACUGCGGCCAGUUGGACAACUUGGCGGCAUUUCCUACAGCCGUGUCCUGUCAACCUUCGAACGGCCACGGGGCAAGUGGGCUGACGAAGUCCCCAAGAGUGAGUUGUUGGCCAAAUUGGAUGCAGCCAAGCCCAAUUAA